AUGCAUGCAGCACGCACUGGUCAUGUCCCAUCUGAGAACAGAGAGGAGGGAGGUCGGGUCUGCCCUGUCUCUAUAUUUAACUCAAACUACAGACUGCUGGUGCUCCGUGAAGCUCUCCCUCGCUCUUUAUUUCUGUGUAUGUUAGUAGACUCUGACAUUCACCGGGCAAGACUUCAGUGAACAGCUAAAAGCGGAGGCAGACGGCUGCAUCUGGCCCCACCAGCCAUGGAGGGGCUCUACUUUGAAGUGAAGCCCAGAAGAGAUGAACCCUCUAGCCCUCUAAGCUCUGAAAACCCCCCUCCUAACCUGACCUCAAACCACCGCUCAUGUCCAUCACUUUCACAUCGCAACCCUUCCACACUGUGUCCGCGCAAGCUCUCUUCUACAAGAAAAAGGAUUUCACCACAUGGGGAAAAGGUAGAGGAGGAGGAAGAAGGAGAGGAGGAGGAAGAUGAGGAGAUACGAUACAAACUGAUUUUGAUCGGUUCUCUGCCGGUCCACCAUCUGACCACCAUGGCCAUGCUGCCCUGGGUGGUGGCUGAGAUCAGCAAGUGUCGGCCUGCGGAGAGGAAUGUGGGUGCUGGGUUGCGGUCUGGGCGACAGGUGGACCCUUCUACCCGUAAUCAGACAGUUUUCCUGUGUGUGUCAGCAUUGCGGGUGCGAUGUGUGUCUGUUCUGGGAGAGGGAGUUGUCUGGGACCCUCUGACUCACACAGUGCUGUUUGAAUGUCGUCCUCACCAAGUGACCAAGCUGAUUCACAACAGCCAGGAGCCCAGCAGCUUCGGCUGCCUGGUCCGAGACGCACCAAACUACUCCUGCUAUGUCUUCCAGUGCCAGGACAGCACCAAGGUUCCUGAGAUCAUCAGUACGCUGAGGCAGGCUGGCAAGAGCUCGGCCCGCGGCGAUGACAUCGCUCCCAUCUCCAACAAAUCUUCCUCUGGAGGCAGCGAUUCCUCUGAAACUAGUUUUUCUUCGGUCUCCACAACGACGACCUCCGUGGCAACCUCUGCUGCUUUGUCUCCGGCAGCCUUCUCCAAGAAGUUUGAGGUGCUAUUUUGCGGCCGUGUUAGUGUUGCUCACAAGAAAGCCCCCCCCGCCCUGAUAGAUGAGUGCAUCGAGAAGUUCAGCCAGUUGCAAGGCUCAGGCAGGGAGGAUAAAGGAGGACACAGUGGGGCAUUGGGUGGGCUGAGGAAGGCACUAUCCUUUCAGUCCAAUGGACUUGGGAGUAGCGAUGUUGAUAAUGGCGCUGCCGGGAGCCCCACCGCAGGGAAGCGUCCUGUCCUGUUCAAAAGAGACCCCAGCUUCCCCUGCCUGCAGGCCCUGGAUGAGAAUGGACUCUCACCUGAGAUCUCUCACACCAACACCUCUGACACACACACACACUCUGAUGGAGUACAGUGUCUCAGCCUGCAGGAGAACAGGACCAUGCUGUUUACGGUAAUAUUCAUGAAUGGACACGUGCACACACAGACAGACAGACAGAGACACACACACGUGGACGAGAUCAUGCUGACUUUGAAGCAGGCGUUCUCUGUGGCAGCCCUGCAGCAGAAUGCAAAGACCCAGAGUCAGCAGUGCGACAGCUGUCCCAUGCAGCAGCUCCACCGACUGUGUGAGAGGAUAGAAGGUCUUUCCCCGUCUAAAACCAAGCUGGAGCUUCAGAGACACCUCGCCACUCUGGACAAUGAGGAGCAAGCAUCAGUCUUUGAAAACACCAUGAGGGCUCGUCCUAAAAGUGAUCAGGAAGAGAACGAGUUGGUGAUGGCCUCUUUGAGAAAUCUUUAUGAGGAGAAGCAGAAGAGCCAUCAGCACCUCCUGCCUGGAGACAGACGGGUCAGUGAGGAGGCAGCUCCCGCCCCAGUGGAGGCGCAGCAGAGCAGCAGUCGGCAGAGACUUGAACAGUUCAAGAGCCGAGCCAAGCGCUCUCUCACCGAGUCUCUGGAGGGAAUCUGGAAGGGGAGCAGCAAGGCCAGGGCUCAGAGAGACAACAGUUUAGGAAGUGACAGCGGCUCCUCCAUCUGCACAGUGAACAGCAGCCAGGACCAGGCGUGUCUAGAUGACCCCUUACCUGCUUCCUCCCAGCUGAGACCCACCAGCCCACUCAAGUGCCACAACUCAACAGGAGACCUCAACCUCCUGGACUCCUCUCCCACCUUGUCGCCCUCCUCCUUCUCUCUACCCGGUGAUGCUCAGCCUCAGGGCUUCCGCAGACGGGCCAGCACCUUCAGCCACCCCCCCACCCCUUCAUCAGCAGAGUAUUCACCAGUGUUCACACAAACUAACUCACCACAGAACCCUACCGCUGCUACCAAGCCCAAGCUCGUACGACACUACUCCGUCAGCACCGACACUCCACACCAGAGCAAACAUGUCCCAGCGGACUCCACCCUUCCUCCUGUUCCUCCCUGCCCUUCAUCUCACUCUCCUCUCCUUCCUCAUCAUCCUUCCUCACCUUCUGCUGGAGCUCGUCUCAAUACAAGACGUCCUCUGGGUGGUCUGCGUGCUCGUCUCCGCUCCUCCUCCUCUGUCCCUAAUUUUCUGAAAUUUCCAUUUCUGGCCCCUCUCCAAGAGAACGAUUUUCCUGAGCCAAAGAGCAGAGAUGUAGCCGCUCUGUCUAUACCUAAUGAAGCAUGUGGGAUGUGGGAAAGUCCUCAGCGAGGCCAUCGGCACUCCUGGAGGCAGCAGAUCUUCCUCCGGGUCGCGACACCUCAGAAAAACACAGAAUCAAACGAGCUGGGGGAAUCCUGCCUAGAGGGGGGUCGAGUGUGCAUGGGACAGGGAGUUGGAGGAAAUGGGGACUUGUCCAUGAGGCUGGUGCCGGAGUGGAGGACAAAAAAGAGCAAAGAGGACCUGAGGGAGCUCUGGAGGAAGGCCAUCCUGCAGCAGAUCCUGCUCCAGAGGAUGGAGAGGGAGAACCAGAAGCUGCAGGCCACAGAGAGCGAUCUGCAGAACAAGCGUCUGAAGCUGGACUACGAGGAAAUCACUCCGUGCCUGAAGGACGUCACGCUGGUGUGGGAGAAGAUGCUAGGAACUCCUGGGAGGGCAAAGGUCAAAUUUGACUCAGACACCAUACAUGCUGCUGUUGCGCAAGGUGUCCCCAGGCAACAUCGAGGCGAGAUUUGGAAGUUUCUGUCUGAACAAUACCUGCUCAGGCAGACGGUCCCAUCCAGACCACCUACCAAUCACACGCCAUACAAAGAGCUACUGAAACAGCUCACCACGCAGCAACACGCCAUCCUCAUAGACCUGGGUCGCACUUUUCCCACACAUCCUUAUUUCCAAGCCCAGCUGGGAGCAGGACAGCUGUCUCUGUAUAAUUUACUGAAAGCCUACUCGCUGCUGGACCCUGAGGUGGGUUACUGCCAGGGCCUGUCCUUCAUUGCGGGAGUGCUGCUGCUACACUUGGGGGAAGAGGACGCCUUCUACAUGCUUAAGUUUCUCAUGUAUGACGUGGGGCUCCGCAAACAAUACAGGCCUGACAUGAUAAUCCUACAGAUUCAGAUGUACCAGUUGUCGCGGCUGCUUCACGACUACCACCGGGAUCUCUACAGCCACUUGGAGCAGCAGGAGAUCGGACCCAGCCUGUACGCCACUCCCUGGUUCCUCACCGCCUUCGCCUCGCACUUCCCCCUUGGCUUUGUGGCCAGAGUCUUUGAUAUGUUGUUCCUGCAGGGGUCAGAGGUCAUCUUCAAGGUGGCCAUGAGCUUGCUGGGAAGCCACAAGCCUCUGAUCCUGCAACACGAGAGCCUGGAGUCCAUCGUGGACUUCAUCAAGACCACGCUGCCCAACCUGGGCCUGGUGCAGAUGGAGAAGACCAUCAACCAGGUUUGUCAGAUGGAUGUGUCCAAGCAGCUGCAGGCCUACGAGGUGGAGUACCAUGUCUUGCAAGAUGAGCUGCUUGACACGCCUCCAUCCCUCAACCAACACCAGAGAACAGCACAGCUGGAGAGGACCAAUCAGAGUCUCCGACAGCAGAACCUCGACCUGCGCGAGGAGCUGCAGGUGUCCCAGGCUCGUGUCUGCAGCCUGCAGGGCCGGGUGGAGGCUCUGUCCCAGUCGGAGGUCCUGCUGACGGAGCACGUCUCUGCGCUGGAGGAAGAGAAGAAGCAGCUAGUGAGCACCGUCCAACUCCUCCAGGACAUCCUCACCAGCCUGGGCACACACUCCACCCCCGAUGGACAAACACUCCCCCCGCCCCCUGAAAGACACACAGUCACGGCUACAGAAAAGGUGGAAGAGAGAGAGGGGGGGGCGAACAGGACUGUGGACUCUCCUCCCCACCCUUUGGUUCUUCCAGAGGGUUCAUAACUACAUCAGAAUAUGCUCCAAAUGAUAAUGUGGACUGGAGGAGGAGGAGCAGUUUGUGAAGGGCCCAGAAGGUGGAGGCUGAUGAGAUGUUAAAAUGGCUCCCUACUUUGACCUUUAUCCUGUUCAAGGAUUCAAAAUGUUUUAAUACAAAUAAAAUAUACAGAGGUCAUUUUACCUAAACGGAGAGAAUAAUGGAACAAGAACAAAAAUGGGUAUGAGGUUAAAGAGAAAUAAAGGAUGGUGCCUGUAUUUUGAGUACUACCCCAAAAAGCCCACUUCCAACUCUGUAACAAAUAUAAAUGAGCAUGUGAUUUAAACAACACUCCCCAGAGUAAGCACUGUCCCCCUCGGUCUCUACUGUAAAAACAAAACAGUUACAUUUGCACCUGUACUCGAAUGUAUGUUAUUCUAUUUGAAUGUCUGUGAGUUUCUGCACUUGUGUCUUUAAUUCUCCUGUGUGGGAUGCAACGAGGCUAAAAUAGCCAAAGAAUGUCAUUAUUAAUAUAAAACAAGCUCGAACAAAGGUCCUAUAACAUGUUGUUGAUCACACAAAGAUGAAAUGUUUCCAAAGAAAUAUAAGAGAGAAAUGUGACAAGAAAGUGAGAUGAAGGGACGGGUGAAGAAAUAAACUUCAUGACUUAAGUGUUUUCUGUUAUAUAAGUUGAAGAUUGAAUAAGCUAAAUGGUGUUAGCUCUUGGAUGGUGGUGAUCAUAUUCAGAGGUCAACUCAUUUGACAUUUCUGCUCCGUAUUUUUGUUCUUCCGCCGGUUAUGUUUCCAUUUUAAACUUUAAGUACAGUGGUGCAAAGGAAUAGUAACAAAAUAAAUCCAAUCCAUUUCACAUCCUGUUUUUUUUACCUUUGCAUAAACGUUGACUUGUCUGUAGAAAGGGAAAUGUAUACAGUUUCAGCUGAAAACUCUAAACGGUAGAUGUGCCUUUUUAGUGAGGGGAAGUACAGAUCAAUGAUUAACUUCAAAACGCACUUUUGUCUAAAACUUCAAACAGGAAAUCUCUGCUGUUGAGACAGUCUGUCAGCCAUGAGUCAUUUACUGUAUUCAACACACUGAAAUCCCUCAACCUGAGUAUGUGACUGUCUACAUGUGUGUUCCUGUGUGCUUGUGCAUGUCACUGAUGGCAACAAAUCUGUUCAUUUACACUGUAAAGUUCAUUUUCUUUCA
This is a messenger RNA of Notothenia coriiceps (black rockcod), 5485 nucleotides long. RefSeq names its product TBC1 (tre-2/USP6, BUB2, cdc16) domain family, member 1 (gene tbc1d1). Lineage: Eukaryota; Metazoa; Chordata; Actinopteri; Perciformes; Nototheniidae. The transcript has 21 exons. The record is from RefSeq and is a predicted model, not a curated record. The coding region runs from base 226 to 4308 and encodes 1360 amino acids.